Acanthochromis polyacanthus (spiny chromis) is the source of this 4675-nucleotide messenger RNA. RefSeq names its product ATP-binding cassette, sub-family C (CFTR/MRP), member 1 (gene abcc1). Gene Ontology annotation, cellular component: basolateral plasma membrane. Gene Ontology annotation, biological process: xenobiotic transport; glutathione transmembrane transport. The record is from RefSeq and is a predicted model, not a curated record. Lineage: Eukaryota; Metazoa; Chordata; Actinopteri; Pomacentridae. Gene Ontology annotation, molecular function: glutathione transmembrane transporter activity; ATP binding; ABC-type xenobiotic transporter activity.
GAAGAAGAAGAACAACCUUCCGGUGUGUCGUCCGGUUAUAAAACCUCCGCUGAGCUCCAGAACCGGACCGAACCUCAGAACUCGGCUUUUUCUGCGUAGCAGCGAAUGGGGUUCGACAGGUUCUGCAGUCUGGACCGGUCCGACCCGUUCUGGGACUGGAACCGGACGUGGAACACGCCUAACCCAGACGUGACUCAGUGUUUCCAGAACACGGUUCUGGUGUGGCUGCCAUGCCUCUACCUGUGGAUCAGCGCCCCCCUCUACCUCGUCUACCUGCGCAGCCACAACCACGGCUACAUCUGCAUGACUCACCUGAACAAGGCCAAAACUUCCGUGGGCCUCCUGCUGUGGAUCGUCUGCUGGUCGGACGUCUUUUAUUCUUUCUGGGAAUCGAGCAGCUCCAGCGUCCCGGCAGCCGUGUACUUCGUCAGCCCAACCUUACUGGGCCUGACUAUGCUGCUGGCCGCCCUGCUGGUCCAGUAUGAGCGGAUGAAAGGCGUCCAGUCUUCUGGGGUGAUGCUGAUCUUCUGGCUGCUGGCUCUGAUGUGUGCCUCGGUCAGCUUCAGGUCCAGGAUCCUGCAGGCUCUGGACCAGCCUCAGAUGGUGAACGUGUGGAGAUACACCACCUUCUACAUCUACUACGCCUUGCUGCUAGUGGCCCUGGUCCUCUCCUGCUUCACCGACCGGCCGCCGCUCUUCUCUCAGGCCGUCAAAGACUCGAAUCCCUGUCCUGAGCCUGGAGCUUCGUUCCUCUCCAGAAUCACCUUCUGGUGGAUCACCAGGAUGAUGGUGACAGGAUACCAGCGCCCCCUGGAGGAGAAGGACCUGUGGUCCCUGAACCCGGAGGACCGGUCCCAGCAAGUGGUUCCUCAGCUGGUCCGUCGCUGGAACUCAGAGUGCCAUAAGGUCAAGAGGACGGAGCAGGAAACCCUCUACUCCCCGAAGAGAGUCGCCCGCCCUGAAGGCAAAGAAGACCGACCGGUGGAAGAGGCUGAGAUCCUGCUGAUCAAAACCCCCAAGAAGACCAAAGAGCCGUCGCUGUUCUGGGCGUUGUGUCUGACGUUUGGACCCUACUUCCUCAUCUCCUGCCUCUACAAGAUCAUCCAAGACAUCCUGAUGUUUGUUGGGCCUGAGAUCCUCCGGCUCCUGAUCCGUUUUGUGAACGACUCCAGCGCCCCCUCCUGGCAGGGCUUCUUCUACACGGCUCUGCUCUUCCUGUGUACCUGUGUCCAGUCGCUCAUCCUGCAGAGAUAUUUUCACGUCUGCUUCGUCUCCGGCAUGCGUCUGAGAACCGCCAUCAUCGGAGCCGUUUACAGGAAGGCCCUGGUCAUCAGCAGCGCCGCUCGUCGGACCUCCACCGUGGGAGAGAUCGUAAACCUGAUGUCUGUGGACGCCCAGCGCUUCAUGGACCUCAUCACCUACAUCAACAUGAUCUGGUCGGCUCCUCUGCAGGUGGUUCUGGCGCUCUACUUCCUCUGGCAGAACCUGGGUCCGUCGGUUCUGGCUGGAGUGGCUGUGAUGCUCCUGAUGGUUCCAGUGAACGCCGUCAUCGCCAUGAAAACCAAAACCUACCAGGUGGCCCAGAUGAAGAGCAAGGACCAACGCAUCAAGCUGAUGAACGAGAUGCUGAACGGCAUCAAGGUGCUGAAGCUCUACGCCUGGGAACUGGCCUUCAAGGACAAGGUGUCGGAGAUCCGUGAAAGCGAGCUGAAGGUCCUGAAGAAGGCUGCCUACCUGGGGGCGGUCUCCACCUUCACCUGGGUCUGCGCCCCGUUCCUGGUUGCUCUGUCCACUUUCAGCGUCUACGUGCUGAUCGAUGAACACAACGUCCUCGAUGCUCAGAAGGCCUUCGUUUCUCUGGCACUCUUCAACAUCCUGCGUUUUCCUCUCAACAUGCUGCCAAUGGUGAUCAGCAGCAUGGUGCAGGCCAGCGUAUCUCUGAAGCGUCUCCGAGUGUUUCUGUCUCACGAGGAGCUGCAGGAAGACAGCGUCGACCACAAAGCAGUGGCAGGCUCUCCUCACGGCAUCACCAUCCAGGACGGAGUCUUCAGCUGGUCCAGAACCGAAUCGCCAACGCUGAAGAGGCUGAAUGUGUGUAUCCCUGAAGGUUCUCUGGUGGCGGUGGUCGGACACGUUGGAUCAGGAAAGUCUUCUCUGCUUUCUGCUCUGCUCGGAGAAAUGGACAAACUGGAGGGAACUGUAGCUGUUAAGGGUUCUGUGGCCUACAUCCCCCAGCAGGCCUGGAUCCAGAACUCCUCCCUGAAGGACAACAUCCUGUUUGGUCAGCAGAGGAGGGAGGCCUGGUACCGGCGAGUGGUGGAGGCCUGCGCUCUCCAGCCGGACCUGGAGAUCCUUCCUGCUGGAGACGAGACGGAGAUCGGAGAGAAGGGGGUGAACCUGUCCGGAGGUCAGAAGCAGAGGGUGAGUCUGGCCCGAGCCGUCUACUGCGACCGAGCCGUCUACCUGCUGGACGAUCCGCUGUCUGCUGUCGAUGCUCAUGUGGGAAAACACAUCUUUGAUCAGGUCAUCGGCCCUCAGGGGCUUCUGAAGGACAAGACCCGGAUUCUGGUGACCCACGGGCUGAGCUACCUGCCUCAGGCCCACCUGAUCCUGGUCAUGCUGGACGGGGAGAUCACUGAGGUGGGGUCCUACCAGCAGCUCAUGGCCACGGACGGAGCGUUCGCAGAGUUCCAGCGAACGUACGCUACUGUGGACCAAACUGAAGACGAUGAAUCACCUCCAAAGAGUGGAGCCAAAGGGAAGGAGAACGGCAGCGUGACGACUCCGGUUGGCAGUCCAGGAGCCAACAGUGCUUCUAAAGUGUCUCUGAUGGAGAAGGAGGAGAAGCAGCUGAACCAGAAGACCAAGGACCCGAAGGUGGGGAAGCUGACGGAGGCUGAUAAGGCCAGCACUGGGAGGGUCAAGCUGUCGGUGUUCUGGUCCUACCUGAAGGCCAUCGGACUGGCUCUGUCCUGCAUCAGCCUGCUGCUGUUCCUGGCCCAUCACCUGGUCUCCAUGUUCUCCAACUACUGGCUGAGUUUGUGGACCGAUGAUCCGGUGGUGAAUGGAACUCAGCCGGACCGAUUGAUGAGGCUGGGGGUGUAUGGAGGUCUGGGUCUGUCCCAGGGUGUGGCGGUCUUCGGUUACUCCCUGGCCAUGUCCAUCGGUGGGAUCCUGGCGUCCCGGUUCCUCCACCAGUCCAUGCUGUACGACGUCCUGCGCUCUCCCAUGUUCUUCUUCGAACGGACUCCCAGCGGAAACCUGGUGAACCGCUUCGCCAAGGAGAUGGACACCAUCGACUCGGUGAUCCCCAGCAUCCUGAAGAUGUUCAUGGGCUCCAUGUUCAACGUUCUGGGCUCCUGUGUCAUCAUCCUGAUCGCCACACCGCUGGUCGCCAUCAUCAUCCCUGUCCUCGGUCUGCUCUACUUUCUGGUGCAGAGGUUCUACGUGGCGUCGUCUCGCCAGCUGAAGCGUCUGGAGUCCGUCAGCCGCUCGCCCAUCUACACCCACUUCAAUGAAACGCUGCUGGGAACGUCCGUGAUCCGAGCGUUUGGAGAGCAGGAGCGCUUCAUCCGAGAGAGCGACCAGCGGGUGGACCACAACCAGAAGGCCUACUACCCCAGCAUCGUAGCCAACAGGUGGUUGGCGGUUCGUCUGGAGUUUGUAGGAAACUGCAUCGUGUCGUCUGCUGCGCUGUUCGCCGUCAUCGCCAGAGAGAGUCUGAGUCCAGGCAUCAUGGGUCUGUCCAUCUCCUACGCCCUGCAGCUCACUGCCUCCCUGACCUGGCUGGUCCGGAUGUCUUCUGACGUGGAGACCAACAUCGUGGCUGUGGAGAAAGUCAAAGAGUACUACGACACCGAGAAGGAGGCCCAGUGGAUCCACGAGUCCUCCAGUCUUCCUCCAGGCUGGCCCACCGCCGGCUGCAUCGACUUCAGAGGCUUUGGUCUGAGAUACCGAGAAGAUCUGGACCUGGCCAUCAGGAACAUCAGCAUCAGCAUCUCUGGAGGGGAGAAGGUGGGCAUCGUGGGCCGGACCGGAGCAGAGUCCUCUCUGACUCUGGGUCUGUUCCGGAUCAUCGAGGCGGCUGAGGGGAAGAUCUUCAUCGAUGGGGUGGACAUCUCUCAGCUCGGCCUCCACGAGCUCCGGUCCAGAAUCACCAUCAUCCUCAGGUCAGUGGUCAGAAUACGUAUGUAACAGCUGGUUCUGUAAAGUUCCAGGACGAACAUCUGGACCUCUGCUGGUUUAAUCAGUCUGGAGAAGGGGUUGUGUUGAUGUCAUUACAGCUUCAUUCAGACCUCCAGACUCCUCAGAGAUGAUUUCUGAUCAGGAUAAUGAAUACACAGACUCAUUCUAACGGUUUGUUUGGACGCUUCCAGCUGCCUUCAGAUGAACAGAGUUUAGUUUUAGUGACUGCAGAAGAUAAAACUGGAGUUCAGCAGGUUCUGCUUUAGUUCCUCUGAAGGUUUCAUCAACUGCUGCUCUCAGAUCUGAUAAAUCCAGAUGUUAAAGUUCUGACAGGACUCUCCUUCCUCCCCAGGACCCGGUUCUGUUUUCGGGCUCUCUAAGGAUGAACCUGGAUCCUUUCGACUCGUACUCUGAUGAGGAAGUGUGGAGAGCUCUGGAGUUCUCCCAUCUCAAGAGCUUUGUGUCUGGUCUUCCUGACAAACUGAGCCAU